AUGCCAUAUCCUCAGAAGCUCCGCCAAGCGAAAAAAGAUAAACAGUUUACCCGCUUUGCGGAUUAUCUCAAGACACUUGAGAUCAAGAUCCCUUUUGCAGAGGCUCUUGAGCAGAAACCUUCUUAUGCCAAGUUCAUGAAAGACAUCUUAUGUCAUAAGAAGGAUUGGAUAGAGGCAGAAAUAGUCCUCCUCACUAAAGAAUGCAAUGCAGUAAUCCAAAAGAGUUUACCAAAGAAAUUCAAAGAUCCUAGAAGCUUUAUGAUACCCUACACUUUAGGGGAUGUCUGCAUAAAGACAGCCCUAUGUGACCUUGAAGCAAGUAUUAACUUAAUACCUGCAUCAUUAAUAAAGAGGCUCUGUUUAACUCACGAAGUUAAACCUACCCGUAUAUGUCUUCAACUUACUGAUGGUUCUAUUAAGCUACCAUCAAGCGUGAUUGAGGACAUGAUUGUCAGGGUUAGACCCUUUGAUUUCCCCAUAGAUUUUGUGGUGCUGAAAAUGGAUGAGCACAAGAGUGCAACCCUCAUUCUUGGAAGACCUUUCCUAACUACAGGGCAGACCCUCAUUGACAUUCAAAAAGGGGAAGUAACCCUAUGA
Arachis duranensis is the source of this 597-nucleotide messenger RNA. RefSeq lists its product as uncharacterized. The coding region runs from base 1 to 597 and encodes 198 amino acids. The record is from RefSeq and is a predicted model, not a curated record. The transcript has a single exon. Lineage: Eukaryota; Viridiplantae; Streptophyta; Magnoliopsida; Fabales; Fabaceae.